Molecule: messenger RNA, 2705 nt
Organism: Cuscuta campestris
Lineage: Eukaryota; Viridiplantae; Streptophyta; Magnoliopsida; Solanales; Convolvulaceae
Source: the annotation of a GenBank genome assembly
UGCACAACUUUAGUAAAGGGAUAUUUGGAAUCUCAUAGGCCUAGCCAUGCAUUCAAGAUCCUAGACACCAUGAAACAUAAAGGAUGCUACCCUGAUCUGGUCAUGUGCAACAUGCUAAUAGAUUGUCUCUCAAAAAUGGGGAGCUAUGAUGAUGCAAUUAUCAUUUUCUGUAGUUUAGGUGAACGUGGACUGACCCCUGAUUCUUAUACACUUGCCUCAAUCAUGUCAACUUUGUGUUUAUGCAAGGAGUUCACCCUCUUGCCUGUACUAAUCAGUGGAUUAGAGAUAAUACCCGAUUUAGUUGUGUGUAACUCAUUUCUGAGUUUCUAUUGCAAAGCUGGUUAUCCUCGUGGCGCUGUUGAGUUUUAUAAUGACAUGAUGCAUAGAGGUUUCCUACCCGAUAACUAUACAUUUGCUGGAUUAUUGAGUGGGUUAUGCAGGGUAGGCAAAAUUACUCAGGCAGUUGAUGUGUUGAUGAAGAACAUUUUGAGAAAAAGGUGCCAUUCAAGCUUAGUCCCCAAGUUACUAUGGGAGUUGUGGGAUUCUGGGUGUGUUCCUAAGGAUACACCGGCACCCGUGUUUGAUAAAGAUGUUUAUGAUUGGAAUGCUAAGGAUUUGCAUUUUGAUUACCCCUCGCUUGUUCGUGACGACACAUCCAGCUCUGAAGACAUUCAUGAUGUAGCUGCUUCGGUUGGUUGAUCGUGGAUGAUUCUCUGUCGCAAAGCUUCAACUGAUUCCCGCCCUGAAGUUUGUUUUGAAUUCUCUAUGAGAAUGAAAAGCACCUCGGUCAGAGAACAUUCUCCCUUUUUCCAAAAACCAAAAUCAUGUCGCAUCGCGGUACACCUAUGUAAUUGUGGUAAGGUACACUACUACAACAUUGACAUUAUACAUCGCCCAUUACACAACGGUUAUCUAAAAAAUGCUGUCUAAACCCUCCCCUAAAAAAGCAUGUGCUUCUCUUUUGUGAAAUACGCGCAGUAAUUUUUUUUUCCUUUCACACAUCGUAUUUUUCAGAUUGCGCUGUGUAAUCUGGAGCAUUAUUACUAUCUCUUUUUAGCGGAGAAAACCUAAACCACCAGUAUAUUCUCUCGUUGUUCUCUGUUUUCUCCCAAUUAGAAAUUAAGCAGAGAAAACCUAAAUUGCCGUCUCCAAUUUUGAUCUCGCCACCCAUGGGAAUACUCUGAUGGUGCUAGGGUAGAUGAUGGCAACCUUGAAGCAAGAACUUCCCACUCCCUUGAGCCUUGAGGUAUGUUUUCUUUCCCAAAUCUUUUAAUUUCUUAUAUGUUUUGAUUUUUUUCACUAUAGGUAUGUGAUGUGAACUAUUUUUAUUUUAUUGAUUCAUGUUGGAAGAGAACGUCAAUGGGACUAUUAUCGAAGAGAAAGUUGAAGAUGUCUGCAAGUUGUUUGAUGAAAUGCCAUAAAAAAGCCAGUUUUGUAAAACUCUUCAGUUCAAGAAGAAUAGGGAUGCUGACUCUAAAAUGAAGCUCUUCAAGUCGAGAAAACCCAUCCCAACAGAGCAGUAUCCUUAAUGAAGACGUGCUUCCUGUUGAAGAGGUAUGGGGUUUUUGCUUGAUUGGCUAUUUUAUUGGAAAGUAGCCAGGGUUUAAGACAAAAACUGAUUUAUGGAUGGCAUGUUCCCUAUGAGGUCAUCCCUCAACACAAAGGAUGAAUCUUUCUUAAAUUUGAAAAUAAAUAAGAUAGGAUCAAGGUUGAUUCCAAUUGUCCCUAUAAGAUCAACAACCAAAGAUAGGAUCAAGCUGAACAUUGACUCUAACGUUUUCACUAGAAUACACAAAAUGCUCAGGGUUUUGGAAGAUGAAAAAGGCCACUUUUAAUAAGGAAUGAAAACAGUCUCUAGGAAUGCAUCAUAUUGUGGUGCCCCCAAUUUUCAGUCUUGUUCAACUUUUUCUGUUAUUAUAUCUUUAAGUGCUUAGAUUUUCUAUGUCGCUGGUUAUUGCAUAUUUUAUUAACUAAUUAUUUUCAUUUAGAGAAACUGAGCGCAAAGUUAUGAUCCUGAUUUGCUGGAAAGAAUAUAGUUGACCAUCAUCAAAAACCUGAUCAAGUAUCACCCAGUGUGUUUACCUAAUUCAUUUCCUUAUCCUUUGAAUCCUAAAGCUAAAAAGAACAGGACUGGAUUGCAUCAUUAGUAUCUUUCUCUGCACUUCGUAUUUCCCAUGAUUGUUAGAUUCUCUCCUUGAUAAUUGCUAGCUUAUUGUGCCAUCAGGUGUCUAGGGAGUGGCUUGCGAUGGGUGAAGCAUUGGGAAUAUAAGUACCAGGAGGAACUUAAAUAUGUUGUGAUUAAAAUAUACUCUGUAGGAUUUUUAAGGCAGGAUGGAUGCAUCGUUAUUUUUUAUGUUGUGCGACUAUAACCGGAGCUUUCAAGCACCAUCAAGUGAUCAACAAGGAUUGAUGGUACGUGUUUUCAAACACACUUUUACAAGAAAUAAAGAGGUUAGAUUCUUUUUUAAGUUUCAGGUUAGAUUCUUUUUUAAGCUUCAGGUUGUGAUAUGUUAUUCUAUUUGCUUAUUUGUAUUUCUCUCUAUGUUUUUUGCUUGAACUGUCGAUGAUGAUAUUGUCUGGAAAAAGCCAACUUGUAAGGGUUCUGUAGCGUAUACUUUUCUUGUAUGAAGUGAAUUGUAGCCCACAGCAGAUCGAACACUUCCCAUUCUUCCAAUUUGAGUUGUACCUAGAAUUAGUUUUAAUUU